Molecule: messenger RNA, 2964 nt
Organism: Pestalotiopsis fici W106-1
Lineage: Eukaryota; Fungi; Ascomycota; Sordariomycetes; Amphisphaeriales; Sporocadaceae
Exons: 7
Coding region: 1-2964 (987 amino acids)
Biological process (GO): glutathione metabolic process
Cellular component (GO): cytosol
Molecular function (GO): 5-oxoprolinase (ATP-hydrolyzing) activity
Source: RefSeq, a predicted model, not a curated record
AUGGCGCCUCAUUUGCGGAUAGGAGUCGACGUUGGCGGCACCAAUACCGACGGUGUCAUUUUGGACCCCAGUAGGUCGUCAGAGUCGGAUCGUGGCAUUGUUGCGUGGAAAAAGUCGAGCACGACCAAGAACCCCAGCGAUGGCAUCAAUAAUGUCAUUAGCGAGAUGUUUCGCGAGUCCAACGUCAACCCAGAAGAUGUCGCCAGCGUCACAAUUGGCACCACGCACUUUAUCAAUGCGGUAGUGGAAAUGGAUCAGUCUCGCCUGGCCCGUGUUGCCGUGCUGCGAUUGUGCGGGCCGUUCUCGAAAGAGAUUCCAGUCGGAGUAGAUUGGCCACCAAAGCUCAGAAACAUCAUUUGCGCAUACCGGGGGCUGGUCGAUGGUGGACUUGAAAUUGACGGCACACUAAUCUCAGAGCUCGACGAGGAUGAGAUUCGCCGGCAAUGCGAGGUUAUCAAGUCCAAGGGCAUUAGGAGCAUCGUGGUGGCUGGAGUCUUUAGUCCCAUUGAUGUGGUCUACCGACAAGAGGAGAGAGCCGCCGAGGUCAUCCGCGAAGUCUAUCCCGAAGCCGACGUUGUGAUAUCCAAGGAUGUGGCCAAUAUCGGAUUCCUGGAACGUGAGAAUGCGGCAGUGCUCAAUGCGGCCAUACUGUCGUUUGCGAGACGCACGAUUCACUCUUUUCAGAAUGCAGUCGGUAGUCUCAAGCUCAAUUGUCCCGUAUUUCUGACCCAGAAUGACGGCACGAUAUUGCCGGCUAGUUCAGCUGCACAAGUGCCCAUCAGGACCUUCUCCAGCGGUCCUACCAACUCCAUGCGCGGUGCCGCAUUCCUAACCCAGGGACUGGACAAGGAAGCAAUGAUGGUUGUGGACAUUGGCGGUACCACUACCGAUGUAGGCCUGCUGCUCAAGAAUGGCUUCCCCAGGCAGGCAGCCGCGUACAGCGAGAUCUCUGGAGUGAGAACAAACUUUUCCUACCCCGACGUGCGGAGCAUCGGUCUCGGCGGCGGCUCCAUUGUGCGUGUCGCCGACGAUGCGACGGUCUCCAUCGGCCCCGACAGCGUGGGCUACCAGAUCCAGACCAAGGCCCUGGUGUUUGGCGGUGACGUCGCCACCGCCACCGACUACACCGUCCUGGCCGACACGGCGAUUCAGAUUGGCGACCGCGCCCGGGUGGAGGCGGCCAAGCUGGAGAGCCACCUGAGCGCCUUCAAGGCCGAGGUCAAGUCCAAGAUUGAGCGCGUCAUUGACGUGAUGAAGACGUCGCCGGAAGACAUCCCCGUCGUGCUGGUCGGUGGAGGUGCCGUCAUUGCCCCGGAUGCCCUCAAGGGCGCGAGCAAGGUCAUCAAGCCUCAGUGGUCGGGUGUCGCCAAUGCGAUUGGUGCGGCCACGGCGCGAGUAUCGGGCGUGGUCGACUCGAUUGAGAGUACCGAAUCCAGGACUCUGGCACAGGUGAUUGAGGAGCUGUCCAAGAGAGCGAUUGACCAGGCGGUUUCUAAUGGCGCAUUACGGGAUACUGUGACGAUUGCCGAGGUGGAGAGUCUGGCUUUGCAAUAUAUCGCCGACAAGUCGAGAGUCGUCAUCAAGGCCGUUGGAGAUUUUGACUUUUCCAGGACGGAUCUCUCUGGCGUUCCCGAGGCUCUGACAAACGGCGGAAAUGCACCUAGCGAAGAAGCUAACGGGUCCAAUGAAGAGUCACGAAAAGGAAUUGUUGAUGAUAACUCGGCUCCGGACAAGAUUGUUUUCACCAAGAGCUACAUCGACGGGUACAAGCCCAAGGUGGUAAACAGGCAGUGGUUCAUUUCCGAAACAGACCUGGACUGGAUCAGCAUCGGUUGCUAUAUCCUCGGUACGGGAGGAGGUGGCUCUCCUUAUCAGCACAUGUUGCGGCUGCGCGAAAUGCUCAGGGCUGGAGCCACGGUGCGCGUCGUAUCGCCGUGGGAUCUCAAGGACAAGGACAUUGUGGCUUGUGGUGGAGGAAAGGGAUCCCCCCAAGUGUCCAUUGAGAAGCCCUACGGAGAUGAAAUGAUGGAGUCUCAGACUGUCCUUUAUGAAUACUUGAAAGUCAAGCCAGACGCCGUUAUAAGUCUGGAAAUCGGCGGCGGUAAUGGAUUACAAGGACUCAUCCUUGGAGCUUCCACUAAUAUGGAUAUACCGUGUGUUGAUGGUGAUUGGAUGGGGCGGGCUUACCCAGUCUCAUGGCAGACAACACCCGUGGUAUUUGAAAAGAAGGCGACAAUGAUUCCCUCGACCAUUUCUGAUGGAAACGGGAGAGUAAUGAUCAUGACCAAGGCACGAACGGAAUUAGAGGUAGAGCGCGCAUUCCGUGCCGCGCUAUCUCAGAUGGGAUCCCACGUCGGGUGCGCAAAGGGUCCCGUCUCGGGAAGCAACACCAAGACCUGGGUAGUUGAGAACACCGUCUCUCUGUCGUGGCGAAUCGGACGCGCAGUCGCCUUGUCGCGAUGCACCAACCAGGUCGAUACCGUCGCCGAGUCAAUUAUUGAAGAGGUCGGCGGACCAAAGUCGGCCAAGGUCCUGUUCAAGGGCAAGAUUGUCGGAGUGGAGAGGAUCACCAGGAUGGGCCAUGCCUAUGGCGAGGUCAUUAUCGAGUCUGCAUCAGAGGACGGCAAGGGCCCCGUGGAAAGGAUAAUCAUUCCUUUCAAGAAUGAAAACAUAUUCGUCAAGAAGAUUGGCCCGGAUGGACAGGAAGAGAUACUUGCCGUUGUGCCUGAUCUUGUUUGUGUCAUAGAUGCGCAAAACGGCGAGGCCAUUGGCACGCAAGAAUACAGAUAUGGUCUCCUCGUUGUGGUCUUGGCCAUAACAGCAUCAGAAAAAUGGACAUCUACUGCCAGAGGCAUCGAAAUAGGCGGACCUAGAGGCUUUGGAUUCAAUGACUUGGAGUACAAACCUAUUGGAAGCUUUGAGAAGCCCAGAUCAGUCAUUGAUGAGUUUGAUGUUUCUACCUGA